Molecule: messenger RNA, 3182 nt
Organism: Durio zibethinus
Lineage: Eukaryota; Viridiplantae; Streptophyta; Magnoliopsida; Malvales; Malvaceae
Product: proline-rich receptor-like protein kinase PERK8
Biological process (GO): protein phosphorylation
Molecular function (GO): protein kinase activity; ATP binding
Source: RefSeq, a predicted model, not a curated record
UUCCUUUGCACAAUUUGUGGGCACACUUGUCUCCCCCUACCAAUUUCCUCAAAAGAAAAAGGCUGUCUUUCUUUUUCUUUUCUUGUUCUUCUUGCAAAAAAUCAACACCACCCUCUCUGUGGCUUUUCAAGAUUCCAAUUUUCUUCAGUUUUUGGAUUGGUAGAGUUGCUUUCUCAUUCUGGAGGUUGCUUGGAGGUGAGAACUCAGUCUUGUGAUAUCAGUUUUCGAGUUUGAUGAUCUGGGUUUUGUUUUUUGGAGGAUUUUAAGAAUUGGGUUUUCCUCAUUUUUUGUGAAGUACGGAUUUUUAGGGGUUGUUUGAGUGUGGAAUCAUGGUGAUACCAGGAAGGGAGUUUAGUUGAUUGGUUUAUUUGCCUGAGCCAGGACUUAUUGGAACAUUUUCUAUUGGUUUCUGGGCGUUGCUGUUGUCAAUUCAUUGGAAUUUUCCUUGUGUUUUAUUCAAGGAGCUUUGAUACGCGUUUUAUGGCUUGAAUUGUGGCAUUUUGUGCUGUGGAAACCAUGUAUAGAUAUAGUUUUGUGGAACAAUUGGAGAUUUUGCUGUUCAGAAAUUUAUAAAUUGGAUAUGAGAGUGUAUGGAUAUAGUAGUGCUGAUCAUUUAGAGAAAUAUGACUUCAAUUUUACCUUCUGUAAUUCCACCAACUUCUAGUGAUAUCUCACCACCACCAGCACCUCCUACCUCUUCCUCCUCAAAUUCCUCAACCACUUCGCCAUCCCCCAAAUCAUCUCAGCCAAAUCAAACUACCGAUCCCCCACCAUCCUCAGCACCAUCAAAUUCUUCACCUCCACCACCUCAAUCCCCUCCUCCAGCUGUCCUUACAGCUCCUCCUCCAUCACCACCUUUAUCACCACCACCAGCUUCACCUGCACCAUCAAUCCCAGCAUCUCCUUCUCCAUCGCCUCCUGCUUCCCCACCUCCGUCAUUGCCAACAUCUCCUCCACCUUCAGCUCCUGUUGUCCCUCCACCCUCACCAGUUUUAUCUCCACCACCGCAAUCAGGUGGUUCUCCUCCUCCAAAAGCUGCACCUGCACCUCCGAUUGCAACUUCACCUCCACCUCAGGUCAUUUUACAUUCCCCACCUCCUCCAGCUAAUGUUCCAACUCCACCAUCCUCAAAGUCUCCACCUUCACCACCAGAAACACCCCCACCUGAAAGCUCUUCCUCACCUCCUAUACUUACACCUCCACCAUCUAGCCCUAAGUCUGCUUCUCCUCCUCCCACAACUUCUCCCUCAACACCCACAUUAUCAUCCCCGCCUCCUUCAGUUCCCUCAACCCCCUCACCUUCUACAAUUUCACCUCCAGCAGCUCCAAGUACACCGUCAACAGCUGGAAGUCCCAUUUCAUCAUCUUUGCCCUCAAUUCCAACAGAAAAACCAACUGCAAAUUCAAGUAAGGGUGCCGAUGCAUCUGUAAAUGCAACAUCCUCCGGUAAGAAUGGUUUAGGCGCUGGAGGUGCUGCAGGUAUAAGCAUUGUUGUAGGGUUUAUUGUGCUUGGUCUUCUUGUGGUGACUGUGUGGUUUGCACAGAAACAAAAGAGAAAGAGGGCUGGACUGAAAAUUCGGUACACUAUGCCUUCUCCAUUUGCCUCCUCUCAAAAUUCAGAUGCAGCAUUUUUAAGGCCUCAGUCUCCACAUCAACUAGUGGGAAGUGGUUCUAACAGUGGUUUUUAUUCACCGUCAGAGCCUGGUGGGGUCAAUAAUUCCAGGUCAUGGUUCACUUAUGAAGAGCUAGUCCAGGCAACGGAUGGGUUUUCAGAACAUAAUCUUUUGGGUGAAGGUGGAUUUGGUUGUGUAUACAAAGGUAUUCUCACAGACAGUAGAGAAGUCGCUGUAAAGCAGCUAAAGAUUGGUGGUGGACAGGGGGAGCGGGAGUUCAGAGCAGAAGUUGAGAUUAUUAGCAGAGUACAUCAUCGCCAUUUGGUUUCGCUGGUAGGAUACUGUAUAUCAGAGCAUCAAAGAUUGCUUGUCUAUGAUUAUGUCCCGAACAAUACCCUUCAUUACCAUCUCCAUGGUAGAGGCAGGCCAGUUAUGGAUUGGCCAGUACGAGUCAAGGUUGCUGCAGGUGCAGCUCGUGGGAUAGCUUACCUCCAUGAAGACUGCCAUCCUCGCAUCAUUCACAGGGAUAUCAAGUCAUCAAACAUACUUCUUGAUAACAAUUUUGAGGCUCGGGUUUCGGAUUUUGGACUUGCAAAGUUAGCUUUGGAUUCAAAUACCCAUGUAACCACUCGUGUGAUGGGAACCUUUGGAUAUAUGGCUCCAGAGUAUGCGACAAGUGGCAAGUUAACUGAAAAAUCUGAUGUUUAUUCCUUUGGUGUUGUGCUCUUGGAGCUAAUUACUGGACGCAAGCCCGUUGAUGAUUCUCAGCCCCUAGGUGAUGAGAGCCUGGUUGAAUGGGCGCGACCAUUGCUUGCUGAAGCAAUUGAACAUCGAGACUUUGGAGAGUUGGUGGAUCCUAGACUGGAAAAGAACUAUGUGAAUCAUGAAAUGUUUCGAAUGAUUGAGGCAGCUGCAGCAUGUGUGAGACAUUUAGCUACUAAAAGGCCAAGAAUGAGUCAGGUGGUGAGAGCUCUAGACUCAUUAGAUGAGUCAUCAGAUCUCACAAAUGGAAUGAGACCUGGCCAAAGUGAAGUUUUUGAUUCAGCACAACAAUCUGCACAAAUCAGAAUGUUUCGGAGGUUAGCAUUUGGCAGCCAAGACUACAGUUCUAGUUUCUUUGAACAUACUCAGAGCAGUUGGAGAAGUCAAGAAGAUGGUAGUCAGGGUAGCUGGAGGAGUCGAGAGUUUGGGAAUCAGAGUGGCCAGAGUUGAGAGCAUAGGGAACGUAGCACCUUAAUGCCUUAGCAAGUCAGAUGCGUUCAAUGCAUACCAUUGCAUACCUGAGUACUGAUAGUUCAGAUGCAUCACAGUUUACAGGGAAUGCCUUAUCUCUGAAUUUUGGAAGAUUGAAGAUCAAUAUCAUGGAAUCAGGUCUUGCUGCUCACUUGAUAUCCAGUCUUUGUUAUUUUGUAGGCCACAUGAUUUUUGAGAAAGAAAAAAAAAAAAAAGCAUACAUGAUUUUCCUGUAGGAAUGCUUCUGGAUGUAUUUUCUAUGAUUUAGAAUCAUUAUUCAUACAUCUUUUCCUUGUAUUUAUAUUUAUUAAUUCAAUAUAAGUUUCUUUUCCCUUA